UGGUUAUAAUUCAGUCGCUAGCGAUUGUUGGGAGUGCAAAGAUGUUCUUGACGCAUAUUUGGAUGCAGGUGGCACUGGCCUGGGCGGUGGCGGCCUUUGCCACGGCCACCGUUGUGGUGGCGGUGCAAAACGCGAAGCUGGAGGCGAAUCUGCGCGACGUACAGGAGAAGAUUGACAUCUACAAGGAUGGCGGGCCAAUCAUCCAACGGGAGAGACGCGACGAUGAGAUUGACUAUCGCCUGCCCACGGCUCUGCGGCCCGUUCACUACGAACUCUACUGGCAUCCUGAUCUGGAUACGGGCACCUUCACGGGCCAGGAGAAGAUCACCAUAAGUGUGCUGGAGGCCACAAAUCAAAUCGUUUUGCACUCUUACCUGCUGGACGUGACGAAUGUUUAUGUGCUGAACCACGACGGCGUGGAGUAUGAGCUGGAAGCGGAGCGACAGCUGCUGAUCAUCACGUUGCAGUCGGAGCUGGCCGUGGGUGCCAGCAUCACCUUGGGCGUGCUCUUCAAUGGCAAAAUGACGGACAAGCUGGUGGGUCUAUACAGCAGCACCUACAAGUCGGAAGCGGGAGACCAACGAAACAUUUCGUCAACGCAAUUCGAGCCAGUUUAUGCCCGUCAGGCCUUCCCCUGCUUCGAUGAGCCAGCGAUGAAGGCUACCUUCGCCAUCACAGUGGUGCAUCCGUCAGGCGCUUACCACGCAGUCUCCAACAUGAAGCAAACGGAUUCUACCUAUUUGGGCGAGUACACGGAGGCUGUCUUCGAGACCACCGUGUCGAUGAGCACCUAUCUGGUGUGCAUUAUUAUGUCCGACUUUGCCUCCGAGUCCACCACUGUCAGGGCCAAUGGCAUUGGCGAGGACUUCAGCAUGGAGGCCUUUGCCACGCCCCACCAGCUGAGCAAGGUGGAGUUCGCCUUGGAGUUUGGCGCUGCCGUCACCGAGUACUACAUCCAGUACUACAAGGUGCCCUAUCCACUGACCAAGCUGGACAUGGCUGCCAUACCCGACUUCUCCUCCAACGCCAUGGAGCACUGGGGUCUGGUCACCUACCGCGAGACGGCGCUGCUCUACGACGCGAGCUUCAGUUCGACGCUCAACAAGCAGUCGAUCGCCGCCGUUCUGGCCCACGAGAUUGCCCACCAAUGGUUCGGCAAUCUGGUCACCAUGCAGUGGUGGAACGACAUCUGGCUGAACGAGGGAUUCGCCCGCUACAUGCAGUACAAGGGAGUGAAUGCCGUCCAUCCGGACUGGGGCAUGCUGGAGCAAUUCCAAAUAAUCGCACUGCAUCCUGUCAUGGUCUACGAUGGCAAACUCUCCUCGCAUCCCAUUGUCCAGCAAGUGGAGUCGCCCGCUGAGAUCUCCGCCAUUUUCGACACGAUCAGCUACGAGAAGGGCGGCUCGGUCAUCCGCAUGCUGGAGAGCCUUGUGGGCGCCGAUACCUUCGAGCAGGCUGUGACCAACUACUUGGUUAAGUAUCAGUUCGAAAACACAGUCACGGACGACUUCCUCAGCGAGGUGGCCGCCCUGGUCACAGACUUUGAUGUGAAGCUGCUGAUGCGCACUUGGACCGAACAGAUGGGCUAUCCGGUGCUGAAUGUGUCCCGGGUGGCAGCUGGCUUCCUCAUCACCCAGCAGCGUUUCCUCGCGAACAAGGCCAGCUACGAGGAGGCGCCCGCGGACAGCGAAUUCCAGUACAAGUGGAGCGUGCCCGUCACCUACACCCUCGACUCCUGGGCGGAUGACACGGUCGAGAGCUUGGUCUUCCCCUAUGACAAUGAUGCCGUGGACAUAGCCCUGGACGAUGAUGUGCAGUGGAUCAAGCUGAACGUCCAUCAAUUGGGCUACUAUCGCGUCAACUACGAGGACAGUCUCUGGGAUGCGCUGAUCAAGCAACUGAUAGCCGAUCCGUCCCGCUUCGAUGUGGCCGAUCGUGCCCAUCUCUUGAACGAUGCCUUCGCACUGGCCGAUGCCAGCCAACUGUCGUACCGCGUGCCGCUGGAGAUGACCGCCUACCUGGGCCAGGAGCGUGACUUUGUGCCCUGGUACGUGGCGGCCGAGAAGCUCAAGGCGCUGCAGCGCAGCCUGAUGUUCGACGAGGGCUACGUUUCCUACUUGACCUAUGCGAAGACUCUGGUGGACAGCGUCUACCAGGAGCUGGGCUGGACUGUGUCCGCGACUAACCACUUGAAUAAUCGACUGCGCGUGUCCAUUCUGUCCGCGGCCUGUGCCCUCGGCCUGCCCGACUGCCUCGACCAGGCGGCACAGCGCUUCAACACCUGGCUGCAGAACCCCACAGCCGCCAACCGACCGGCGCCCGAUCUGCGCGAGAUCGUCUACCAUUACGGCAUGCAACAGUCGAGCAGCGAGUCCGACUGGCAGAAGCUGUUCGAGCUGUUCGUCGAGGAGACGGACGCCAGCGAGAAGCUGAAGCUGAUGUACGGUCUGGCGGGUGUGCGGGACGCCCAGUUGCUGUUCACGCUGCUGGAACUGGCCAGCGAUGAGAGUAUUGUGCGCUCGCAGGACUACUUCACCUGUGUGCAGAAUAUUGCUGGCAAUGCCGUGGGCGAGCCCAUUGUGUGGGACUACUAUCGGGAGCACUGGCCCCAGCUGAGUGCUCGUUUCGGGCUGACUAACCGCAACUUUGGCCGUCUGAUUGCCCAAAUCACGAAGAACUUUGCCAGCCAGGUGAAGCUGGAGGAGCUGCAGCAGUUCUAUGCCAAGUACCCAGAGUCCGGUGCGGGCGCCAACUCCAGGCUGGAGGCGGUGGAGACCAUCAAGUACAAUAUCGAAUGGCUGAAGCAGAACAGCAAUGACAUAAGCGACUGGCUGAGCGGCACCUCCGUGCCGUUGACCAAGUAAAAACCCAUUGUAAAGAUGGCCUUUACUGUACUGUACUGUACUGUACAAUAAAUACGCUCAGACGUACAGAGCCAAUUGGCAAUUAUGGUAUCAGAAGAAUCAUAAGCAUUGCAUAAGCGCCAAAGCGAAAUGUCCGCUCAUGUCCGCUCAAUAAAAUAAAAUAAAAUUUCCAAAAUCAAACCAUAA
This is a messenger RNA of Drosophila obscura, 3050 nucleotides long. RefSeq names its product glutamyl aminopeptidase. Lineage: Eukaryota; Metazoa; Arthropoda; Insecta; Diptera; Drosophilidae. The record is from RefSeq and is a predicted model, not a curated record. Gene Ontology annotation, molecular function: zinc ion binding; metalloaminopeptidase activity; peptide binding. The transcript is spliced from 6 exons. Gene Ontology annotation, cellular component: cytoplasm. Bases 42 to 2864 code for a protein of 940 amino acids. Gene Ontology annotation, biological process: proteolysis; peptide catabolic process.